This is a messenger RNA of Pichia membranifaciens NRRL Y-2026, 849 nucleotides long. RefSeq lists its product as hypothetical. Gene Ontology annotation, biological process: transmembrane transport. The transcript has a single exon. NCBI's taxonomy places the organism in Eukaryota, Fungi, Ascomycota, Pichiomycetes, Pichiales, Pichiaceae. Gene Ontology annotation, cellular component: mitochondrial inner membrane. Bases 1 to 849 code for a protein of 282 amino acids. The record is from RefSeq and is a predicted model, not a curated record. Gene Ontology annotation, molecular function: S-adenosyl-L-methionine transmembrane transporter activity.
AUGGACACUACCAAUGCCUUCGUCGUCUCCUUGAUCAGUGGCGGGGCUGCAGGUACGGCCACCGACUUGGCGUUCUUCCCCAUCGACACGCUGAAAACACGGCUGCAGGCAAAAGGUGGGUUUUUCCACAACGGAGGGUUCCGGGGGCUGUACAAAGGGCUAGGAAGCGCUGUCGUGGCUUCUGCGCCGUCCGCAUCCUUGUUCUUCAUGACGUACGACACGUUCAAGAGACAGUUCAAGUCAACGUUGCCGACACUGUUCCCCUCGUUAUCGGUAUCAACGACGACGCAUCUGUCCCACAUGCUCGCUGCGUCGAUGGGUGAGGUGGCAGCAUGCAUGGUGCGUGUGCCGGCCGAAGUCAUCAAGCAGCGGACACAAUCGUUGCAGUUCAAGACGUCGCUCGAGUCCUUCAAAUACAUUCUUUCCAACAAAUCGGGCGAAGGUGUGUGGAAAGGCCUCUACCGUGGAUGGUCGACGACCAUCAUGCGUGAGAUCCCCUUCACUAUCAUUCAAUUCCCGCUAUACGAGCACAUGAAGCAGCUUUGGGCGUCGUACGAGAAGGUCGAGAAGGUCUCGCCACUGAAAGGUGCUCUUUGCGGCUCCAUUGCCGGUGGGUUUGCUGCUGCAAUGACCACUCCGUUGGACGUCUUGAAGACCCGGCUGAUGUUGAGCAAGGAGAGAAUCAGCGUGGUGACUUUGGCGAAAAACCUUGUCAGGGAGGAAGGCUACUCUGUGUUUUUCAGUGGCAUAGGCCCGAGAACCAUGUGGAUAAGCGCCGGCGGUGCAAUCUUCUUGGGUGUUUACGAAACUGUAAGCUCUUUCUUAGUUUCCCGUGAUUCAGAAAUUUGA